Molecule: messenger RNA, 4760 nt
Organism: Marmota monax (woodchuck)
Lineage: Eukaryota; Metazoa; Chordata; Mammalia; Rodentia; Sciuridae
Gene: Fam111a
Product: FAM111 trypsin like peptidase A
Source: RefSeq, a predicted model, not a curated record
UUUCUACCGGGAGAGCGCGAUUCCAGUGCUGGCGGGAAAGGUCCCUUGCAGUGGUGCUGGUGAGUUCAUCGCUGGACUUGGAACGGACUCUUCCUCUUAGCAGGUUGCUUUGAUGACAUUUCUGAAAGCAGACAUUUGCCAUUCUUGAAGACCCCUGCAAGACCGAAUCAGCCUCUUCCACCUUAACCAACACCCCUCAACCCAGAAUCAGUGUUCCCUGCUGAGGUCCCUUCAACCUCCCGUCUAAGAGCCCUCUGCCCCCAAAGCUGGGUAAAGUAGCUGUUUCAUUAAGUUGAAAUCCAGUUCCUUUUCGUUGUGUUUCCCAAGUGCUGAAUCUAUUUUGUUCCUAGGAGUAAGGAAACCUUUUAAGUAAUCCUUUUGAAUUAUCUGCUCGGAUUAAAAAAAAAAAUCUUAUGGUUGGCGAAAAUCUGCCUUAUUUUUUAGCAACAAUGCAGUUUGUCUCUGUUAUUGUAAAAUAUCAUCAUCAUCAUCAUCAUACUUCAGUAAAAGAAAACUUCGUGGAGAAGAGAACAGGCAUGGGCUCUGAUAAAUGUGUUUCCCAGGGCUCGCCCUGACGACCGAGACAUUCAGAAGGUUUUGUUUUAGACUGAUGGCGCUGUCUGAAAUAAAUACAAAAUCAGAUGCUUCCCUGGAGAGCCACCUGAGGCCAGGAACAGCCAGUCUCCCCCUCUUCCCAGAGGUCCAAAAAAAGCAAGGAACUGAGGGGGAUGGAGGUGGGAGAUGGGGUAGUUUAGGAGAGAAGAGGCCUGACAGGCAGAGAACGCAAAGAAAGUAACUAAAUGGCAGGGGCAACAGCCACUCACAGAAAGGUGGGCGGUCCUUUCAAGCCCUUAGUCCCACCUCCAUCCUUUCUUGUCCAAUCCGAGUUUAAGUGGGCGCACUCUCAUUGGCCAGACUAGCUGCCUCUCUGUGGAACCCGGGCUGCUGACGUGCAUUGGCGCGGGAUUUGAAUGCCAGCCCUUGGGUGUGCCAGGCGCGCAGCAGCCAGGGAGCCCGGGGAAUUGAGAGGAGCGUCGUGGCGGACAAGGACCAGGCUCGGAUCGGCCAUGAUCCCAGUUUCUGGAAAGCGUGGCUGAGCCAGAGAGAAAGUGAAAGCAAGCGAGCGCGCGCAGGAGCGAGCCGGGUGCGACACUUGUUUCAGCUGAACUGCCUAUUUCAUCUUCAAGUCAUCAUGAGCUGUAAGAAACGCAGGUCACAGAAGAACUUGUUUGAUGUGAAAAAAAACAUGAAAAUAGAGAACUAUUUUUCUCAGGUCCCAAAAGAACAGCAGAAUAAUUCCGGUAUUAUUCAAAUGAAGAUGCAAUCUAGAAAAAGGCCAAGAGAUAUGACUAACACCCAGGAUCAAAGUUCCCACUCACCCAGGAAAACUCCAAAAGUCCAGACCACUUCUCCAAACAAGAUCAUUAAUAUUAUCUUGGAUGUAAACCUUAGAAAAAACAAGAACAUGAAAUAUAUGCUCACACACAGCGAGGGGGGCAGCUUGCUGGCGGGGCUCAAGACCCUUGAUGCUGUCAGAAAAGCUAUGGAGACUCGGCCAGGUAAGGAAAUGCUGGUGCGUGGCACAGAAGGAAUUGAAGGCUUCUUAAACCUUGGAAUGCCACUCAGUUGUUUUCCUGAAAACAGCCACGUGGUAAUUACAUUUUCCAAAAGUAAAAGCAAGCAGAAAGAAGAUGGCCAAGUAUUUGGCCGGCUCAACCAGGAAUCUACUGACGUGGUCAAAUUUUACAUUCAUGCAAUUGGGAAGAUCAGAAAACGAAUUGUGAAGCGUGGGGAACUUCACAAAGAAGGAAACAAACUCUGUGUCUAUGGUUUCAAAGGAGAAACCAUCAAGGACACCAUGUGCAAGGAUGGAAGGUUUCUUCCCUUUUUGGAGACUGACAAUUGGAAGCUCAUUGGUAACCUGGACUCCAUUCUAGAAAACUCACAGCUGAUAGAUGAGUUAGAAGGUAAGCUCUUUCAAGUUGAGGCUGAUCAAGUAAUGAACCCUAAGGCAGCAGCUGCUCAAAACAAUGAGUUAGAAGAAAGAAACACCCGUGUGUUGAAAGAGUACAUUGUGGAAGAGUAUCCCUGUUUGAAAAGAGAAAGUGAAAAAAUCAGGGAAAACUUGAAGGAAAAAAUGAAAAAAAGACAGAAGAAUACUUCUCUAUUUAAAUUGCAUAAAACAAAUUUUGGGAAAUGCACAAAAAACUCAACUCCAGUGAAAGUAAUCAAACAUCUUUCACAAUUCAGUGACUCAGUGGGGUACAUAUUCUGGAACAAUAAUGGAAAUGGAGGCUGUGCCACCUGCUUUGUUUUUAAGGGAUUGUUCAUUUUCACUUGUCGGCAUGUAAUAAACGAUAUCGUGGGAGAAGGAAUAGAGCCAAGCCAGUGGGCAGAUAUAAUCAGUCAAUGUGUAAUGGUGAAAUUCGAUUAUGAAGAUACCCCAGUCACAAAAGACAACUGCUUUCUCAUUGAACCUUGGUUUGAGAUAUCUGACACAACUCUUGACUAUGCCGUCCUGAAACUGAAAGAAAACGGACAAGAAGUACCUGCGGGACUGUAUAAUGGGAUUGGUCCUAUACCGUAUAGUGGUUUGAUAUAUAUUAUUGGCCAUCCAGAUGGAGAAAAGAAGCAUACUGAUGCUUGUGUUGUGAUUCCUCAGGGUAAACGAGAAGAGAAAUGUAAGGAAAAGAUUCAGAUGAGAACAGCAGCAGGUUACUAUAAAUCUGAGUUUAUCCACAUGUACACUCAAAGAAGCUUCCAGGAAAUGCUUCAAAAUCCUGAUGUGAUUACCUAUGACACCACCUUUUUUUUGGGGUCUUCUGGCUCUCCAGUGUUUGAUUCAAAAGGUUCCUUGGUGGCACCACGUGUCUUACUGAGUGAGAAGGCUCAUAUCAUUGAGUUUGGCCCGGCUAUGAACAGUAUCCUCUCAAAUAUUAAGCAAAACCAUGAAAGAUGGUAUAAUGAUGUAUUUCUAAACCAACAGGAUGUAGAAAUGCCAAGUCAAGAGUACUGAGGACUGGUGAGAAUUUAGUCCACUUACCAACUUUAAGGGAAUUGCCUAUUUUAUUCCAUAUUCCAUGGUCAAUUUCAUAAAACAUAUUAAUAAUCAAUAUUGCAGGCCACUUUCCAUGAGCCAAGCAUUUUUCUAUCCCCUGGAGAAAUAAGUUCUAAGAACCCUAUGAGGAGGAGAGCUACCCCUAUUUUAAAGUCAAGCAAAAUGAAGACUUGAUAUGAUUUAGCAACAUUUAUAAUGACAAUCUCCAGUAACUUGAUGUUUUUUUCAUUUCUUCCCCUAAAUUCACUUGCUUCACAGCAGAAGCUUAGACUUGUUUACCAAUUAUCCCCCAUAUCUGACACAUGGAAAGGAAAUGCUUAGAAAAAUGUAUGGGUCAAUCAGGAGCAAAAUAUGGCACUGUAGUUAAUGUUAACUGAAGAGUUAAAUGCUUGGUUAGAAAUGAUUACAAACAAAAAUCUUUUACAAUUUCUGAGAUUCUCAUAUUAUUAAAUGUCAGAAUACACUUGUCCUGGAAAGUCAGAAGUAAUAUCCACUCUUUGGUGAAGGUGUUCCUGCACCCGCUGUCUGACAGGGUCACAGUGUAGGGGAUGCUGCGGCAGGGCCGCACCAUCUGGAAACUGGAACCAUUAGAAAUGUUAAGUAUUUUGUUUAUGAUCCUCAUGAUAUGGAUAACAGGGCAUAUGUCAAUCAAUAAUAAAAGUACAUAUUGCCUGAGAUUGCAGGAAAAUUCCCAGAAUGAGACUAAGGAUACAAUUGAGACAUGCCAUGAGGUGCAUUUCAAUCUCUCUCAGGAUACAAACAAUGGUGUUAUUCCUCAAGCCUGAGCAAGAAGAAAUAUUUAUCCAAUGGUUAACAAUUUACAUUAGCCCCCCAACCCCAUUCUAAAGCCACAACCUGUACAACAGCCUAGCUACAGAAAAACAAUUGCUGUGCCAACAGUACAAGGACCACCGUAUGUAGCUUAUGGUAUCCCCCUCGAGGACAAGAGGCUAAUAAAAAUACAUUUCCCCAACCAAUAGACCCUCCUUUGCCUUACACAGAAACUAAUGAUAAAAAUGGAAAACACACAGUUAACAUAAAUGACAAAUGGGUUGAGGGAUAAAGCCUGCCCUUUAGUUAAAGAUUACAAAGACAUAAAAAUUGGUGUGCUUUGACCAAGGAUCAAAGAAGUUCUUUAAGAAAGUAGUUGAAUAGAUCAUAUGAAAAAAAGAAAUUACCUUGGAAAUUAGAAAUAGAAUAAUGUAAAAUUAACAUAGAUAUAUUUUAGAGGUACUUCAAAGUAGUAGGCUUUUAAAUAAUAGACUUUCACUAUUUUAAGUGUGUUUUAGUGAGAUUUUAGUUUAGAAGUAAGAAAGCUUACCAAUAACCAUAAGUAUGCUUUAAAGUUAAAGAUUAAUGAAAUAAUUAUAGGUAUGCUUUAAAAUCAGAAGUGAAUAAUAGGUCAGUAGUCAUAUAGUCUAGUUGCGUCGCUAGCACCUAGUGAUUGAGGUGAAAACAUAAAAGCUUAAUCAUGAUUGACUAAGGUUACAGAAAAAUAUUUUGAACAAUGUACUCAAUAUCUUAGGUAAUCAAUGUAUGUAGAAAAGAUUGUAAUUCUUGAAAAUUAUGUAAAUCAAAAAAGUUUUGUGCUUUGAAGCUAUCCAUUAACUACCUGAAAAAAACACCUGUAAAAAAGGAAUAAAAAUAAAGGUCCCUCCAGGGGCAGCAGAGAUGUCUUCUGGAGGUUGCUCGGAACUUGCAA